GUGCUCCUUGGAGAUGUUGGAGCUGGAAAGUCUAGUUUGGUGUUGCGUUUUGUGAAGGGGCAGUUCAUUGAGUUUCAGGAAUCAACUAUCGGAGCUGCAUUUUUUUCCCAAACAGUUGCUGUGAAUGAUGCAACUGUAAAAUUCGAGAUAUGGGAUACAGCUGGUCAGGAGAGGUACCACAGCUUAGCUCCAAUGUACUACCGGGGAGCUGCUGCAGCCAUUAUUGUUUAUGAUAUCACAAACCGAGAAGCACAAGCUUAUGCCCAGGAGAAUGGUCUUUUCUUCAUGGAAACUUCUGCAAAGACAGCAACAAAUGUCAACGACGUAUUUUAUGAGAUAGCCAAGAGAUUGCCUCGAUUACAGCAGGCACCAAAUCCAUCAGGUAUGGUCCUUGUGGAUCGACCAGCCGAAAAGAUAGCCAGUGCUUCAUGUUGUGCUUAA
Molecule: messenger RNA, 441 nt
Organism: Striga asiatica
Lineage: Eukaryota; Viridiplantae; Streptophyta; Magnoliopsida; Lamiales; Orobanchaceae
Source: the annotation of a GenBank genome assembly